CGUUCACGCGAACAGACGCUGAACGGAUAAUAUUUACCCCAGAUUCCACAUAGAGCCACCGAUUAAAGAGGAAUAAAGGAAGCACGGAAAUAAAGAAGGGAAAUGUCUGUGGCGGGGUUUAAAAAGCAGUUUCAUAAAGCGACGCAGAAAGUCAGUGAGAAGGUCGGAGGGGCCGAAGGCACCAAACUAGACGAUGACUUCAAAGAAAUGGAAAAGAAAGUGGACGCCACGAGUAGAGCGGUGCUCGACAUCAUGACCAAAACCACAGAAUACCUGCAGCCAAACCCCGCAUCCAGAGCGCGCUUGAGCAUGAUCAACACCAUGUCAAAGAUCAGAGGUCAGGACAAGGGUCCGGGUUACCAGCAGGCUGAGACUGUGCUGGCCGAAGCCAUGCUGAAGUUCGGCCGCGAGCUCGGAGAAGAGUCCAGCUUCGGUAACUGUAUAUUCAGUUUGGCUCUGUUAGACGCUGGAGAAUCGAUGCGUGAGCUCGGUGAGGUGAAAGAUGCUUUAGAUAUAAACGUCAAACAGAACUUCAUCGAUCCGCUACAAAACCUGCACGACAAAGAUCUCAAAGAGAUCCAGCAUCACCUGAAGAAGAUGGAGGGACGUCGUCUGGAUUUCGACUAUAAGAAGAAGCGUCAGGGGAAAGUGAUGGACGAUGAAAUUAAACAAGCGCUGGAGAAAUUUGACGAGUCCAAAGAGAUCGCAGAGCAGAGCAUGUUCAACCUGCUGGAGAACGACAUUGAGCAGGUGAGUCAGGUGUCCGCUCUGGUUCAGGCUCAGCUGGAGUAUCAUCAACAGGCCGCAGAGAUUCUUCAGCAGCUCUCCAGCAAGAUCGAGGAAAGGAUAAAGGAGGCGUCGAAUAAACCGCGGAACGAGUAUGUACCUAAACCCCGAAUGGAGCUUCAGCUGCCCAGUGAGAAUCACAACGGAGGAAUAAACUCUGCAAAAACACCUGAACGCUCCCCAGCUCCGUUAGAUCAGCCGUGCUGUCGUGCGCUGUAUGACUUCGAUCCGGAGAACGAGGGCGAGCUCGGCUUCAAGGAGGGUGACAUCAUAACUCUGACCAAUAAGAUCGAUGACAACUGGUACGAAGGCAUGAUCCACGGCCAAUCGGGAUUCUUCCCCGUCAACUACGUGGACAUCCUGGUGCCUCUGCCUCACUAAGCUCCGCCCACCCCCACGGUUGCCUAGCAACCCAACCGCCACCUUUAUUGUGCAUCUGUGCUACAGCUUCACUCCCAGUUCCUUUCGAUAAGUGACUCAGAGGAUAAUGAUGAUGAUUAUAGACAUUACAGAGUCACAUGGAGAAGCAGUCGAGUGUGUGUGUGAGUGUACUUGUGUGCUCCUUGACUCUUGGUUUCACAGUCUAUUUUGUAUUGUUUUAUUUAUUUCAUUUGUUGCUGGCUCUGAAUUCCUUCUCAUGCACAGACAAAACGUCCUGCCCGAUUCUCGAGACUCCUUAAAUUUAGCCUUUCAACAUUACAAACAUCUUUGUUCAUUUUUAGGGUGUCUAGACUCUGCGUAAACUCUGCGAAUCCAAUGAGGAUGGUGCGUUGCAAUAUUGUGAUGAUUUGCGAAAGUGAUGCUUCAUCGCUGCAAUCAAAAGUUGCGGAAAUGUCAAUUUAGCUGCAAAAACACUCUAACUUGGGCAUCCAUUACCCGAUGAGAAUUUUAGAGUGGUGGGUCCAGUUUUAUUAGCCGUAUUCUUGCUUGAACUCGAAUAGAAAGUCUUUACCAAAACUUUCUAUUUUGCUUGUUUUAAGUGCUUGUUGUUUAUUGUUUUAAGACAAAUAAGAAAAUGCAAUAACAAUAUCUGGUCUGAACAGAGUAUUUCGGCUAAUCAACCAUCUAGACUAGCUUGGACCAGCUAGAAACCAUUUAUAACCAGCUACCAGCAAACGACAACCAGGGCUCUGUUUCUCAAAAGCAUCGGAAGCCUGAGUAGGUCAUAGAAACCAUUAGCACCAAUGGUCUCUGCGAUCAACUUAAGCUUCAAUGCUUUUGGGAAAUGCAGCCCAGGUCAUGACAUCUUAAGUUGGUGUUUGGAACUGGUUUGUUGCUGGUCCAAGGUGGUCGACCAAUUAUGGUCCAAAGUGGGUUACCAGCUCUAACCAGCUUGACUAAGAUGGUCCACUAGGUUGAUCUCGGCCUGAACAGCUAGUAGUUUAGCUGAUCAACCAUCCAGACUAGCUUGUACCAGCUAAUGACCAGCUACAAGCCAACGACAACCAGGUUCAACAAGGUCAUGACAGCUUAAGGUGGUCAAGCUGGUUUGGAGAACAUGGUAGCUAGUUUUUUACGGGUUCAAAUUGGCCAGCUGGUUCUUCAUGUGCAGGUACUACAGGUGUUCAUGUUGGUGUUUGGAACUGGUUUAUUGCUGGUCCAAAGUAGUCGACCAAUUCUAACAUGCUGACUAAGAUAGUGUUUCAGCGGAUCAGCCAUCUAUACAUAUAUAUACAUGCUUGGACCAUUUAUUUGUCAGCUAGGAACCUUGUAUAACCAGAUACCAUCAAACAAAAACCAGGCACAACCAGGUCAUGACAUCUUAAGCUGGUAUUUGGAACUGGUUUGUUGCUGGUCCAAGGUGGUCGGCCAAUUAUGGUCCAAAGUGGGUUACCAGCUCUAACCAGCUUGACUAAGAUGGUCCACUAGGUUCAGCCUGACCAGCUGGUUCUUCAGGUGCAGGUACUACCAGGUGUUCAAGUUGGUGUUUGGAACUGGUUUAUUGCUGGUCCAAAGUGGUCAACCAACUUGACUAAGAUUGUCUAACUUGUUGAGCAGCCGUCAACCACCUACACAAGCUUUGGACCUUCUAGAAGCAAUUUACGACCAAAUAGCAUCAUAAGCUAGAUUUAUCUGGACUGUCCAGCAGGGGGCGAUUCAUUUAUAGUUUAAUCUCACGAAGGUUUAAUCUCAGUUUAAAAGAAUACUAGAUGUUUCCUAAAGCAGCAUAUAGAGACAGCAUAACAAGUCAUAUUUUAUAGUGGUAUGCCCACGGAUGCCAAGAUUGUUAAAUGGCGUGCGCUAGAUAUAGAAAUGUGUGUGUAUGAGUGCGAGCGAUCAGUGUUACAACACCCUGAAUAUAGUGUGGUAUUAUUUUGUCUCCACAGUAGAAUGUGAUGUUAGUUGUUAGCUCCGUGAUGUUUGUAAGCACAAUUGAUAUGACCAAGAUCGUUUUUAUUGUUCAGCAAAGCGCAGCUGGUAAACAUUGUGAAUAAUCUUGUGCGUGACGCUGUCCGUGUAAAGGCAGAACUGUGGCAGCAUUUGUUUCGGUUGAUGGACCAUGUUUUAAUCGCUAACUCUUUUGAUGCCUUGAGCAGUUCGGCCUUCGUUUGAAAUCUGUGCCGUAGGUCAAACGCUGCGCACUGCCGUGACUACUUUUUAUGACAUUUGUGUACGGUCACCCAUGAUUAUCCACAGGGGGCGCAAUUUAACGCGCAUAAACUGUAGCUGAGAGUUUCGUAUUUUCGUAACUUCUGGUCAUUUUGUUCAGGGCUGCAGAUGCGUAAAUGCAUCUUCACUAGAGGAUAACAGAGAUAUGAUUCACGCAUUUCACUGAGUAAAUGUUCUGUGCCAUCUGCCCUCUGAUCUUAUGCCCGGUCCUAACCAGACGCCACAUAACAAAGCGGCAAAUUAUUAACGUUAUCUCCUCUAUAUUGAAUUCAACUUAUUGUCCUUGGCUGUCACGGCAAAAGCCGCAAACAAAUUGUCACUAGUUGGGUUUCGGUUAACAUUGUGUUGUGCUGUGUAGCCCCGCCCACAAUGAAAUCUAAUUGGACCAAAAUUUGACCCCAAGUAGCUUAAUGAGCUCAACAAUGUUGUGAUUGUCUGUGAUUGUUUGGCACAGUAUUUUCACUUAAAGAAACAAAAACAAUUCUCCUGGGAACUUGCCGCCACACAACAUUUUAUCGUUCACUUGAUUUCUAUUUUUGUCAUGUCGGUUUGGUUUGUUGUUAUGAGAGUUUUUGCUACAAACUUGUCGCGACGCGCCUGGUUAGGACAAGGUAACGUACUGAACCUACAAUCUUAAAGGAAUGUUCCCUUCGAUCAUAUUGACUCGUCCCUCGUUUAUUAAAAAAAAGCACAAACUGCAGUUACAAUGGAAGUCAACGGGGCCAUUAAGGAUUUACCGGUAUUGUCGCGUUUAUCUAGUUUACUUUAUUAUCUCGGCAACAAAUUUGUAAUAUUAUAUUAUUUAAACAAGUGAUUUAAUGACAGUAAAAUCAUGUUCACACACAUAUUGUUUAUGUCUUGUGAAAGAUUAUUUUAAUGUGUACAGAUUAAACCCCACUGACUUGCAUUGGAUGUGUCUCACUGGAACACACAUUUAAAGAAAAGGAGGAACAAGUCGAAAUACAUUUUUGCGGUCAUCGAUAUUAUGCCACAAAUGCUGUCGAUUGAGUUUAACUCAUAUUGAACCCGGAAUUUUCCUUUAAAUAAAUCUUUACUUUUCUAAUGUUCUAAUUAUUAAAUUAGAAGUUUGCAGUGUUACUAUUCAUUUAUCAAACAAAUUUCAGAUUUAAUCUAGUCAGUUUUCUAAUAUAAGGCAAUAACUGUACCAUAACACUCAAUCAGGUGGCUGUGAGACCUUUAUUAACAAUAGAUAUAAUAGAUAUAUAUGUGUGUGUGUUUGAAUGUACCGUCAUUGGCAGUAUGAAAACACAUCUUUCAUUAACACACACUGUUGCAUGACCCAUCAUGUGAUGUGCUGAUCUGUGUGUGAUAAACCGAGUGAAAGUGUGUAUUUAAGAGUAAAUGUGUUUGUGAGAUGUUUUGCAUGGAAGUAUUGUUGAUAUGAUUCACACUACAGAGAUUCACCUUUAUGAAACGUUUAUAUUGUGUAUGUUUACCAUUCCGUUAUUUGAUAUUUUGGUUCCUGUGCUAGUCUACAAACUUGUAUUGCUUGAUGUGAGAACAUAAUGAAAAUAAACACAAUGUCACU
Molecule: messenger RNA, 4945 nt
Organism: Xyrauchen texanus (razorback sucker)
Lineage: Eukaryota; Metazoa; Chordata; Actinopteri; Cypriniformes; Catostomidae
Product: endophilin-A1-like
Exons: 9
Coding region: 103-1167 (354 amino acids)
Biological process (GO): synaptic vesicle uncoating
Cellular component (GO): presynapse; cytoplasm; glutamatergic synapse
Molecular function (GO): protein binding
Source: RefSeq, a predicted model, not a curated record